This is a messenger RNA of Solea senegalensis (Senegalese sole), 1550 nucleotides long. Its product is annotated as receptor tyrosine-protein kinase erbB-2-like. The transcript is spliced from 11 exons. Gene Ontology annotation, molecular function: transmembrane receptor protein tyrosine kinase activity. Gene Ontology annotation, cellular component: basal plasma membrane; signaling receptor complex. The record is from RefSeq and is a predicted model, not a curated record. Lineage: Eukaryota; Metazoa; Chordata; Actinopteri; Pleuronectiformes; Soleidae. Bases 202 to 1539 code for a protein of 445 amino acids. Gene Ontology annotation, biological process: neuron differentiation; positive regulation of cell population proliferation; positive regulation of kinase activity.
CACGGGAGCGCGCCUCCCUCCUCUGCUCUCCGCGCUGCGCUGUCACGCGUUACUACCAACAGGGAGGAAGUUACUGAGAUUGGAAAAGGAAACAACAACUCGUCAAAACUGUACCAAACUAAAGCGAGGACGGAGGAGAAGCGGAACAAGAGCACCUCCACACCGAGGACAUGGAGUAGAGGCGGCGGCGGCUCGCAGCACAUGGACGCGGUGAGAAGUUUGCUGUUUGUCGGGGCCGCGCUGCUGCUCGGAGCGACAGGCGCGCGGGGCAGAGAAGUAUGCCUGGGUACAGAUAUGAAGCUGGCCCUGCCCUCCAGCCUGGAGAACCACUACGAGACUCUGAGGCUGCUGUACACUGGCUGCCAGGUCGUCCAUGGCAACCUGGAGAUUACACACCUUCAUGGAAACCCGGACCUGUCCUUCCUACAGGGCAUUGUUGAGGUGCAGGGUUACGUGUUUGUGUCUCACGUGUCGGUGAGUAUGGUGCCUCUGGACAACCUCCGCAUCAUCCGAGGCAGCCAGCUCUACAACUCCAGCUAUGCACUGGCCGUGAUGGACAACACUCUGAGCGGUCAGGGGCUCAGGACUCUGCGGCUGCGUAGCCUCACAGAGAUCCUCUCGGGGGGCGUGUACAUUUGGGGAAACCCGCAGCUGUGCUUCCCUGACCCUCAGAACAUCAUUUGGAGAGACGAGCUGAAUGAGAAGAACUUUCAUGAGAGGCAGUACCGUCUGCAGCCUCGGGCGUCUCAAUGUCCACCUUGUUACCCUGCAUGUGGGAAAAGCUGCUGGGGAGAGACUGCACAGGACUGCCAGAGCUACACUCGCGCCUCGCUUUUUCCUCCUCAGUGGCGCGUGCAUGUAGAUUGGGGCUGUCAGAGGUGCAAAGGUCCGUUGCCCAAUGACUGCUGCCACCAGCAGUGUGCUGCUGGAUGCACGGGACCCAAAGAUUCUGACUGUCUGGCGUGUCAUCACUUCAACGACAGCGGUGUCUGCAAAGACAACUGUCCUCUACCAACCAUCUAUGACCCCAUCUCCUUUCAGCUCAAACCCAACCCAAACAGGAAGUUUAACUUUGGAGCCACGUGUGUCAAGACGUGUCCUUAUAACUACCUGGCUAUGGAUAUGGCCUGCACUUUGAAUUGUCCCAUGGCCAACCAGGAAGUUAUCAUCAGCCAUCCUGAUGGAAGUGAGACACAGAAGUGUGAGAAAUGUGACAACUGUCACAAAGUGUGUUAUGGUCUGGGCAUAGAUAACCUUGGCAUCAUGGACAACCACGGCAUUACUAUGGUAACGUCCUCUAACGUGGAUCAGUUCAACAAGUGUAAGAAGAUCUACGGUAGUCUGGCCUUCCUCCCACAGAGCUUUGCAAGGGACCAUGUGACUAACACGUCUGCUCUAACUCUGGAGCAGCUGAACUCCUUCAGAAACCUGGAGGAGAUCACAGGUUAUUUGUACAUUGAUGCGUGGCCUGAAGAGUGGACUGAUCUCAGUGUGUUUGAGAACCUGAAGGUGAUUCGAGGCCGGUCGCUCUACAAGUAAGACAUAUGAGA